GCUCCAGGAGCCCGCAUCCCUGCCUCUUCUCCUUACUCAUCUUGGGGAUCCUGGGGUUCUUCUCGGCGGGGAACCCCACGUGAGGGGCGCGUAGAGGGGAGCCCUGCCUCCCGCGGGGUGACUCUGCUUGUCUCUCUGCGGGACGGGGCAGGCCCUGCUCCCAGCCGGGCGUGUGAAAGGUUCAGCACGUGUCACCCUGGAAGAGCCGGGGGUGGGGGGGUCCUUCGCAGGGCUCGGGAUGAGGCUGGGGGCCAGGAACGGGAGGUCCCCAGGGGACCUCGGGUGGAGCCUGGCGACUGCGGAGUUGAGCCGAAGCUCCUCCCCCUGAAGAAUUAGUUGAUCGCCUUUUGGACGCCCGCCCUGCAGGGAGCGACAGCCCAGGCACCCAAUCAGGUGCGAGGAUGGCUUCGGGCAGGGCUCCCAUUGGCUCACUCCGCCCCCAGGGACAGAAGAGACCCUUUAAUACUUGCCUGCGGCUUGGCUCCCAGCAGAGCCUCCAGGAGCCCGCGCCAUGGGGUGGAGGAGUCGGGGGUAGAAAGGGCCGGGAUUUGCUCGCAGCCACACCGCACGUCCUCAGGCGGGCGCUCCGUCGUGGGCUCUGUCCAUUCCCACCAUGGCCUUCUGGACGCAGCUCAUGCUGCUGCUUUGGAAGAAUUUCCUGUACCGCAGGAGACAGCCGGUCCAGCUCUUGGUGGAGUUGCUGUGGCCUCUCUUUCUCUUCUUCAUCCUGGUGGCCGUCCGCCACUCCCACCCCCCACUUGAGCACCAUGAAUGCCAUUUCCCCAACAAGCCGCUGCCCUCGGCCGGCACCAUUCCUUGGCUCCAGGGUCUCAUCUGCAACCUGAACAACACCUGCUUCCCACAGCCCACGCCCGCUGAGCAGCCUCGCGUCCUCAGCAACUUCCAGGACUCCCUGGUCUCCCGGCUCCUGGCAGAUGCCCGCACUGUCCUGGGGGGCCCCAAUGCCCACAGAACGCUGGCCAGCCUGGGAAAGCUGAUGCCGAUGCUGAGAGCUGCGGGCACAACAGCCCAGCGUCAGCCAAGCGACCGACUGCAGGACCUCCUGUCUCUGACCACUGAGCUACUGGGGACACUGCUUGGAGAGGGGUCCCUGGGGUCUGUGCUGGACCACGCCCAGGAGUCCGUGAGCAGCUUUGUGGAGGCAGCAGAGGACCUGGCCCAGGAGCUCCUGGCACUGCCCAGCCUGGUGGAGCUCCGGGCACUGCUGCGGAGACCCCAAGGAGCAGGUGGGCCCCUGGAGGCUGUGUCAGAAGCCCUCUGCGGUGCCCGGGGGCCUAGCAUCCCCGGGGGGCCCUCCCUCAACUGGUGCGAGGCCAGCCACCUGAAGGAGUUGGUGGGGCAGGAGCCAGCAGCAGCCCAGCCCAACCACGGCCUGAGUCCUGCUUGUGCUGAGCUCGUGGGGUCCCUGGAAUCUCACCCACUGUCCCGCCUGCUCUGGAGGCGUCUGAAGCCGCUGGUCCUGGGGAAAGUGCUAUUUACACCCAACACUGCCUUCACCAGGCAGCUCAUGGCCCAGGUGAACCGGACCUUCCAGGAGCUGGCUCUGCUGAAGGACGUCCAGGAGGUGUGGGGUACGCUGGGACCCCAGCUCUUCGACUUCCUGAAUGACAGUACGAACCCGGCGAUGAUGCAGAGGCUCCUGCAAGCUGGGGACAGAGGAAGGAGGCGGCCGGGAUCUGGAGGCCAGGCCCAGGCCAAGGCCCUGCUGGCCUUUCUGGACCCCCAUGGGGACGGCUACACCUGGCAGGAGGCUCAUGCCAAUGUGGGUCACUUGGUGGGCAUGCUGGGCCGUGUGAUGGAGGCCCUCCCCCAGUGUGUGACCCUGGACAAGUUGGAGGCGGCAUCCUCAGAGGCCACCCUGGUGGCACGGGCGCUGGAGCUGCUGGCAGAGCGCCGCUUUUGGGCCGGCAUCGUCUUCCUGGGGCCUGAGGAAGGUCUGGACCCCGCACAGCCCCGGGGUCCCGGCCACGUGCGCGUCAAGAUCCGCAUGGACAUCGAUGCUGUCGCGAGAACCAACAAGAUCAGGGACAGGUGCUGGGACCCCGGCCCGGCCGCCGACCCCUUGACGGACCUGCGCUACGUGUGGGGUGGCUUCGUGGACCUGCGGGACCUGCUGGAGCGCGCGGCGGUGCGCGUGCUCAGUGGCCGCGAGCCCCGGGCCCGCCUCUUCCUGCAGCAGAUGCCGUAUCCCUGCUUCGUGGAUGACGCGUUCCUGCGUGUCCUGAGCCGGUCGCUGCCGCUCUUCCUGACGCUGGCCUGGAUCUCCUCGGUGGCGCUGACGGUGAAGGCGGUGGUGCGCGAGAAGGAAACCAGGCUGCGCAGCACCAUGCAGGCCAUGGGGCUCGGCCGCGCCGUGCUGUGGCUCGGCUGGUUCCUCAGCUGCCUGGCGCCCUUCCUGCUCAGCACCGCGCUGCUCGUGCUGGUGCUCAAGCUCGGGGACAUCCUCCCCUACAGCCACCCGGCCGUGGUCUUCCUGUUCCUGGCGGCUUUCGCCGUGGCCACCGUGGUCCAGAGCUUCCUUCUGACCGCCUUCUUCUCCCACGCCAACCUGGCGGCUGCCUGUGGAGGCCUCGCCUACUUCGUCCUCUAUCUGCCCUAUGUGCUGUGCGUGGCCUGGCGGGACCAGCUGCCUGCGGGUGGUCUGGUGGCUGCGAGCCUUCUGUCUCCUGUGGCCUUUGGGUUCGGCUGCGAGAGCCUGGUGCUGCUGGAGGAGCAGGGCGAGGGCGCGCAGUGGCACAACAUGGGCACUGGGCCUGCGGCCGACGUCUUCAGCUUGGCGCAGGUUUCUGGCAUUCUGCUGCUGGAUGCCGUGCUUUAUGGCCUCGCCACCUGGUACCUGGAGGCCGUCUGCCCAGGCCAGUACGGGAUCCCCAAACCGUGGAACUUUCCCUUUCGGAGGAGCUAUUGGUUUGGACCUCAUUCUCCCAAGGGUUCCUCCCCACCUGCCACCCCGAAGGACCCAAAAGUUCUGAUGGAAGAGGUACCCCCGGGCCUGAUCCCAGGAGUCUCCAUACGGGGCCUGGAGAAGCGCUUUCCCAGCAACCCGCAGCCAGCCCUGCGGGGGCUCAGCCUGGACUUCUACCAGGGCCAGAUCACUGCCUUGCUGGGCCACAAUGGAGCCGGCAAGACGACCACACUGUCCAUCCUGAGUGGCCUCUUUCCCCCAACCCGGGGCUCCGCCUGCAUCCUGGGCUAUGAUGUCCAGUCCAGCAUGGAAGCCAUCCGGCCCCACCUGGGCGUCUGCCCGCAGUACAACGUGCUGUUUGACAUGGGCCACUGUGUUCGCUAUGGCUGCAGGCUGACCGUGGAGGAGCACAUCUGGUUCUAUGGGCGGCUGAAGGGUCUGAGUGCGGCUGCUGUGCGCCCAGAGCAGGCCCGUCUCCUGCAGGAUGUGGGGCUCGUCCCCAAGUGGGGUGCACAGACACGCCACCUCUCUGGUGGGAUGCAGAGGAAGCUUUCAGUGGCCAUCGCCUUUGUGGGUGACUCCCGGGUCGUGAUCCUAGAUGAGCCCACAGCUGGUGUGGACCCUGCUUCCCGUCGCAGCAUUUGGGAGCUGCUGCUCAAAUACCGGGAAGGUCGCACACUGAUCCUUUCCACCCACCACCUGGAUGAGGCAGAGCUGCUAGGAGACCGUGUGGCUGUGGUGGCAGGAGGCCACUUAUGCUGCUGCGGUUCCCCGCUCUUCCUGCGCCGUCACCUCGGCUCCGGCUACUAUCUGACGCUGGUGAAGGCUCCCGCGUCCCUGGCUUCCAGCAGCAAGGGGAAGCCUGACCUGGAGGAGAGUGUAGAUGCCGGGCAGAAGAGGGAGCCGGUCAGCUGGGGCGGUACAGCUGGUGUGCCCAGGCUGCUGUCCCUUGUGCAGCGGCUGGUGCCCGGAGCACGGCUGGUGAGGGAGCUGCCCCAUGAGCUGGUGCUCGUGCUGCCCUACGGGGGUGCUGUGGACGGCGGCUUUGCCAGGCUUUUCUGGGAAGUGGACCAGCGGCUGGGGGAGCUGGGGCUGGCCGGCUACGGGAUCUCGGACACCAGCCUGGAAGAGAUCUUCCUGAAGGUGGUACAAGAUUGUGCUGCGGCCACAGACCCGGAGGAUGUGGCCACAGGUGGUAGCCAUAGCCAGCACCCAGGCCGAGGCAGUGCUCGCCUAGAUGUGACCACACAGCUCAGGAUCCUCCCUGAAGAGUCCGUUUUGGAAAAUGGGGAGCUUGCUCUGUCUGCCCCAGAGACGCAGGCCCUGCGGGGCUCUGCACAGCCCCGGGUGUGGGGCUGGACACUGACCCGCCAACAGCUCCGGGCCCUGCUUCUCAAGCGCUUUCUGCUUGCCCGCCGCAGCCGCCGUGGCCUGUUUGCACAGAUCGUGUUGCCUGCCCUCUUUGUGGGGCUGGCGCUGGUGUUCAGUCUCAUCGUGCCUCCUUUCGGACAUUACCCGGCUCUGCGGCUCAGUCCCAGCAUGUACGGUGCCCAGGUGUCCUUCUUCAGUGACGACGCUCCUGGGGAUUCGGAGCGCGCCCGCCUGCUGGAGAUGCUGCUGGAGGAGGCGAGGCUGGAGACCCCUCCGGGGAACAGCUCUACCAGGAUGCAUGAGUGCCCAGCUCCCACUGUCUGCCGGUUUUGGGUGCCUGAAGUGCCUGCAGGUGUCACUGAGGUCCUGACCAGCAGAAACUGGACCCCGGAGUCCCCAUCCCCAGCCUGCCGAUGCAGCCAGCCUGGUGCCCGGCGCCUGCUGCCCGACUGCCCCGCCGCGGCGGGUGGCCCCCCUCCGCCCCAGGCGCUGGCCUGCUCUGGGGAGGUGGUGCAGAACCUGACAGGCCGGAACCUGUCUGACUUCCUAGUGAAGACCUACCCGCGCCUGGUCCGGCAGGGCCUGAAGACCAAGAAGUGGGUGAACGAGGUCAGGUACGGGGGCUUCUCCCUGGGGGGCCGAGACCCAGGCCUGCCCUCGGGCCAGGAGGUGAGUCGCUCGAUGGAGCAGCUGCGGGUUCUGCUGGGCCCCCCGCCCGGCGGGGCCCUCAACCGCAUCCUGGACAGCCUCGCGGCGUGGGCUCGCAGCCUCGACAGGGAGGACAGCCUCAAGAUCUGGUUCAACAACAAGGGCUGGCACGCCAUGGUGGCCUUUGUCAACAGAGCCAACAACGCCGUCCUCCGCGCCCAGCUGCCCCCGGGCCCUGCCCGCCAUGCCCACAGCAUCACCACGCUCAACCACCCCCUGAACCUCACCAAGGAGCAGCUGUCGGAGGCUGCGCUGAUGGCCUCAUCGGUGGACGUGCUUGUCUCCAUCUGUGUGGUCUUUGCCAUGUCUUUCGUCCCGGCCAGCUUCACCCUCAUUCUCAUCGAGGAGCGCAUCACCCGCGCCAAACACCUGCAGAUUAUGGGGGGCCUGCCUCCCACUCUUUACUGGCUCGGCAACUUCCUCUGGGACAUGUGUAACUACUUGGUGUCAGCAUGCGUCGUCGUGCUCAUCUUUCUGGUCUUCCAGCAGAGGGCGUACGUGGCCCCUGCCAACCUGCCUGCCCUUCUGCUGCUGUUACUACUCUAUGGCUGGUCGAUCACGCCGCUCAUGUACCCUGCCUCCUUCUUCUUCUCCGUGCCCAGCACGGCCUACGUGGCGCUCACCUGUGUCAACCUCUUUAUCGGCAUCAACGGCAGCAUGGCCACCUUCGUGCUCGAGCUCUUCUCUGAUCAGAAGCUGCAGGACGUCAGCCGGAUCCUGAAACAGGUCUUCCUGAUCUUCCCCCACUUCUGCCUGGGCCGGGGGCUCAUCGACAUGGUGCGGAACCAGGCCAUGGCUGAUGCCUUUGAGCGUUUGGGAGAUGGGCAGUUCCAGUCACCCUUGCGCUGGGAGGUGGUCGGCAAGAACCUCUUGGCCAUGGCAGUGCAGGGGCCACUCUUCCUCCUGUCCACGCUCCUGCUGCAGCAUGGCGGACGCCUCCUGCCGCAAUCCCAGCCAGGGUCGCUGCACCCCCUGGGGGACGAGGACGAGGACGUGGCCCAAGAGCGGGAACGGGUGGUCCAAGGGGACACCCAGGGGGAUGUGUUGGUGCUGAGAGACCUGACCAAGGUGUACCAUGGGCAGAGGACACCAGCUGUCGACCGCCUGUGCCUGGGGAUCCCCCCUGGUGAGUGUUUCGGUCUGCUGGGAGUGAAUGGAGCAGGGAAAACCUCCACAUUUCGCAUGGUGACUGGGGACACGCUGCCCAGCAGUGGGGAGGCCAUGCUGGCGGGCCACAGCGUGGCCCGGGAGCCGGCAGCUGCACACCGCCACAUGGGUUACUGCCCUCAGUCAGAUGCCAUCUUCGAGCUGCUGACCGGCCGCCAGCACCUGGAGCUGUUCGCGCGCCUGCGCGGUGUUCCCGAGGCGCAGGUUGCCCAGACGGCGAGCCUGGGCCUGGAGCGCCUGGGGCUCCUUCAGUCCGCGGACCAACCUGCGGGCACCUACAGUGGAGGCAACAAGAGGAAGCUGGCCACAGCGGUGGCGCUGGUGGGGGACCCGGCUGUGGUCUUUUUGGACGAGCCGACCACCGGCAUGGAUCCCAGCUCUCGGCGCUUUCUCUGGAACAGCCUCCUGGCCGUGGUGCGGGAGGGCCGCUCCGUGGUGCUUACGUCACACAGCAUGGAGGAGUGCGAGGCCCUGUGCACGCGCCUGGCCGUCAUGGUGAACGGGCGGUUCUGCUGUCUGGGCAGCGCGCAGCACCUCAAGAACAGAUUCGGAGCCGGCCACAUGCUGACCCUGCGGGUGCCCGCCGCCCGGUCCGAGUCGGCGCUGGCCUUCGUGGGGUCCGCGUUUCCGGGGGCCGAGCUGCGCGAGGCGCACGGCGGCCGCCUGCGCUUCCAGCUGCCGCCGGGAGGGCGCUGCGCCCUCUCCCGCGUCUUCGGGGAGCUGGCGGCGCGCGGGGCGGAGCUCGGCGUGGAGGACUUCUCCGUGAGCCAGACCACCUUAGAGGAGGUAUUCUUGAACUUCUCCAAGGACCAGGGGAACGAGGAGGCGGAGGCCGGAGCCCGGGAAGGCCCUGCGCCACGCCCACAGCACCCUGGGCUCAUCGCUGGGUUCCUGGAGGACCCCAGCAUGGCCGAGUCGGUCCUCUGAGCCCCCUUCAUCGGAGGGGUCUGCGGGAGAUGCUGGGAGGGCCGGGGUUUGGGGCGGGGGGAAAUAAAGAGAACUUGUGGCAUG
Messenger RNA from Lutra lutra (Eurasian river otter), 7183 nucleotides. It is a transcript of the gene ABCA7, whose product is annotated as ATP binding cassette subfamily A member 7. Lineage: Eukaryota; Metazoa; Chordata; Mammalia; Carnivora; Mustelidae. The record is from RefSeq and is a predicted model, not a curated record. Gene Ontology annotation, biological process: transmembrane transport; lipid transport. Gene Ontology annotation, molecular function: ATP hydrolysis activity; ABC-type transporter activity; lipid carrier activity. Gene Ontology annotation, cellular component: intracellular membrane-bounded organelle; membrane.